Molecule: messenger RNA, 11443 nt
Organism: Cavia porcellus (domestic guinea pig)
Lineage: Eukaryota; Metazoa; Chordata; Mammalia; Rodentia; Caviidae
Gene: Col6a6
Product: collagen type VI alpha 6 chain
Exons: 38
Coding region: 279-7106 (2275 amino acids)
Molecular function (GO): extracellular matrix structural constituent conferring tensile strength
Source: RefSeq, a predicted model, not a curated record
GCGUGGACGCUCCCUCUGCACACCCGUGGGACACCGCGAGGCGAGACGCCGCCGGUCCCUUCCAGGUUCCCGGGUGUCCCGAGCUGCGCUCCAGUGCGCUCCGGGGCGAGCGCGUGCCAGGACCCGGCCUGGGCUGGGCAAAGCGGGCUGGGCUGCGUGGAAGGUUCCCGAGGGAGGGCCUGCCACACUGGAAGAGCUUAACUCUGUGAGCAGAGGUCCUUGUUCCCUAAGGAGCUUGGAUCAGAAGGUUUUGAGUUGGAGAUUUCUCAGGUCGUAACAUGAAAAUGCUGCUGAUUUUCUUCCUUAUAAUUAUUUGUUUCCAUGUUUCCAUGAAUCAAGAUUCUGGGCCAGACCCUGAGUACGCGGAUGUGGUGUUUCUGGUGGACAGCUCGGAUCACCUGGGAACCAAGUCCUUUCCGUUGGUGAAAAUGUUCAUCAACAAAGUAAUCAGCAGUCUCCCCAUAGAGGCCAGCAAGUACCGUGUGGCCCUGGCCCAGUACAGCGACACACUCCACAGCGAGUUCCACCUUAACACCUUCAGGAGCAGAAACCCCAUGCUGAACCACCUCAAGAAGAACUUCGGGUUCAUCGGCGGGCCCCUGAAGAUAGGAAAGGCUCUCCAGGAGGCCCACAAGACCUAUUUCUCUGCACCCACAAAUGGAAGAGAUAAGACACAGUUCCCCCCAAUUUUGGUGGUCCUGGCUUCAGCUGAGUCUGAGGACGACGUGGAAGAGGCCUCAAAUGCCCUGCGGAAAGAUGGGGUGAAAAUCAUCUCGGUGGGGAUGCAGGAGGCUUCUGAGGAAAACCUGAAGGCCAUGGCCACGUCUCAGUUUCAUUUCAACCUUCGGACAGCCAGAGACCUCAGCACGUUUUCCCAAAACAUGACGCAGAUCAUCAAGGAUGUGACCAAGCACAGGGAAGUCACAGUCAAUGACAUCCGUGUGGAAGUUUGCCAAGGCCCCUCUGUGGCCGACCUUGUGUUCCUGUUGGAUGUGUCAGUCAAUGGCAGCCAGGAGAACUUUGACUACCUCAAAGCAUUCCUGGAAGAAAGUGUUUCUGCCCUUGACAUAAAGGAAAGCUGCAUGAGGGUUGGCCUUGUGACCUACAGCAAUGAGACCAAGGUGAUCAGUUCCCUGAGUGUGGGUACCAACAAGUCAGAGGUGCUCCAGCAGAUCCAGAGCCUCUCGCCCCAGGCCGGGCAGGCCUACACUGGAGCCGCUAUCAGGAAGGUCCGGAAGGAAGUCUUCACCCCACAGCAUGGCAGCCGGAAGAAUCAGGGGGUGCCCCAGAUUGUGGUGCUGGUGACCCACAGAGCUUCAGAAGACAAUGUGACAAAGGCAGCAGUCAACCUCCGGCGCCAAGGAGUGACAAUCUUCACCAUGGGUGUAGACAAGGCCAGCACAGCCCAGUUGGAGAAGAUCGCAUCCCACCCCGCUGAGCAGUAUGUCUCCAUGCUAGGCUCCUUCACAGAGCUGGCUGCCCACAACGUGACCUUUCUGAAGAAGCUGCGGAACCAGAUCACACGCACUGUUUCUGUCCUGGCAGAGCGGACUGAAAGCCUCAAGUCUGGUUGUGUGGACACUGAGGAAGCGGACAUCUAUCUCCUCAUCGAUGGCUCUGGGAGCACCCAGGUCACAGACUUCCACGAAGUGAAGAACUUCUUGUCAGAGGUGGUGGGGAUGUUCAACAUUGCCCCCCAUAAGGUGCGGGUUGGGGCUGUUCAGUACGCAGAUGGCUGGGACCUGGAAUUUGAGAUCAAUAAGUACUCCAACAAGCAUGAUCUGGGUAAGGCCAUUGAGAACAUCAGGCAGAUGGGUGGGAACACAAACACAGGUGCAGCCCUGAAUUUCACACUAGGGCUACUGCAGAGGGCAAAGAAGGAGCGUGGAAACAAAGUGCCAUGUCACCUUGUUGUUCUGACAAAUGGAGCAUCUAAGGAUAGCGUCUUAGAGCCUGCAUUCAGACUUCGAGAGGAGAACAUCCGUGUGUACGCUAUUGGUGUCAAGGAGGCCAACCAUACACAGCUGCGAGAAAUCGCCGGCGAGGAAAAGAGAGUGUAUUAUGUGCAUGACUUUGAUGCCUUGAAGGACAUAAGAAACCAAGUUGUUCAAGAAAUCUGCACUGAAGGAGCCUGCAAAGAUAUGAAAGCUGACAUCAUGUUUCUGGUGGACAGUUCUGGCAGUAUAGGACCUGAAAACUUUAGUAAAAUGAAAAUGUUUAUGAAGAACCUGGUGAGCAAAUCUCAGAUUGGGGCCGAUAGGGUACAAAUUGGUGUUGUCCAGUUCAGCGAUGUCAACAAGGAAGAGUUUUCACUCAACAGAUUCAGGUCCCAAAGUGACAUUUCAAAUGCAAUUGACCGAAUGGCUCACAUUGGAGAAACCACCUUGACUGGCAGUGCCCUGACCUUUGUGUCUCAGUACUUCAGCCCUGCCAAAGGAGCCCGGCCCAACGUCAGGAAGUUUCUCAUCCUCAUCACAGACGGCGAAGCUCAGGACAUAGUGAAGGACCCAGCAGAUGCGCUUCGGCAAGAAGGCAUAAUUAUCUACUCUGUGGGUGUAUUUGGCUCCAACGUUACCCAGCUCGAAGAGAUCAGUGGGAAGCGGGAGAUGGUUUUCUAUGUUGAGAAUUUUGACAUUCUGAAGCACAUUGAAGAUGAUCUUGUUUUUGGAAUUUGUAGUCCCCAUGAAGAAUGCAAGCGGAUUGAAGUUUUAGAUGUUGUGUUUGUAAUCGAUAGCUCUGGCAGCAUCGACUAUGAUGAAUAUAAUAUCAUGAAGGACUUUAUGAUUGGCUUAGUAAAGAAAGCUGAUGUGGGCAAGAAUCAGGUCCGGUUUGGUGCUAUGAAAUAUGCGGAUGACCCAGAGGUGCUGUUUUACCUGGAUGACCUUGGUACAAAACUAGAGGUGAUUUCAGCGCUCCAAGGUGACCAGCCCAUGGGGGGCAAUACUUACACGGCGGAGGCUCUGGCCUUUGCCGACCACAUGUUCACAGAAGCCCGGGGCAGCCGUCUGCACAAGGGAGUUCCCCAGGUCCUCAUCGUGAUUACUGAUGGGGAAUCCCAUGAUGCAGAAAAACUCAAUGCUACUUCCCAGGCCUUGCGGGAAAAAGGCAUUCUCGUCCUGGCUGUGGGGAUUGCUGGUGCCAAUCCCGUGGAGUUGUUAGCCAUGGCGGGGUCCAGUGACAAGUACUACUUUGUGGAGACUUUUGGAGGCCUGAAGGGGAUAUUUUCAGACGUGUCAGCCAGUGUCUGCAACACUUCGAAAGUAGAUUGUGAUAUUAAAAACGUAGAUCUGGUUUUCCUCAUGGAUGGUUCAAAUAGCAUUCAUCCAAGUGAUUUCAAGAAGAUGAAGGAAUUUUUGGCUUCUGUUGUCCAAGACUUUGAUGUCAGUCUCAAGACAGUGCGCAUAGGAGCAGCCCAGUUUAGUGAUAGCUACCGGCCAGAGUUUUCCCUGGGAGCUUUUGCAGGGGAGAAGGAAAUAUCCUUUCAGAUUGAAAAUAUCCAGCAGAUCUUCGGAUACACACACCUGGGUGCAGCACUCCAGAAGGUGAGCCAAUACUUCCAGCCAGACAUGGGCAGCAGGAUAAACACGGGCACACCCCAGGUGCUGCUGGUCCUCACGGAUGGCCGCUCCCAAGAUGAGGUGGCUCAGGCAGCCGAAGAGCUGAGACACAAAGGCGUGGACAUCUACUCAGUGGGCAUCGGGGAUGUAGAUGACCAGCAGCUCAUUCAGAUCACUGGGACUGCAGAUAAAAAGCUCACAGUUCACAACUUCGAUGAACUCAAGAAGGUCAAGAAAAGGAUCGUCCGUCACAUCUGUAACUCGGGGGGUGAGAGCAAUUGCUUUGUGGAUGUGGUGGUUGGAUUUGAUAUCUCAACGCAGCUGGAAGGACAGACUUUGCUCACAGAUCAGCCAUGGAUGGGAACCUACCUUCAAAACCUCUUACGGGCCAUCAGCUCCCUCAAUGGGGUGAGCUGUGAGGUGGGCACUGAGACUCAGGUUAGUGUGGCUUUUCAAGUGACAAAUGCCAUGGAAAAAUAUUCUCCCAAGUUCGAGAUCUACAGUGAAAACAUUCUGGACAGCUUAAAGGAUUUAAGAGUUAAAGGCCCAUCUCACCUGGACGUAAACCUCCUGAGUGCCCUGUGGGAUGCCUUUCAGAACAAGUCAGUUGCUCGAGGAAAGGUGGCCCUUAUAUUUUCAGAUGGACUGGAUGAUGAUACUGAAAAACUUGAACAAAAAUCUGAUGAACUUCGAAAAGAAGGUCUGAAUGCUCUCAUCACUGUGGCUCUGGAUGGAGCUGCCCAUUCUGGUGACCUGGCUGACCUCCUCUACAUUGAAUUUGGAAAAGGAUUUGAGUACAGGACACAGUUCUCCAUCGGCAUGAGGGAUCUUGGGACUCAGCUGUCAAAGCAGCUGAUCAAUGUUGCUGAAAGGACCUGCUGCUGUUUGUUCUGCAAGUGCAUUGGAGGAGACGGCAUGAUGGGAGAUCCUGGAACAUCAGGCAAGAAGGGACUUACAGGUUUUAAAGGCAGCGAAGGAUACUUAGGGGAGGACGGCAUUGCUGGCGAGAGAGGAGCCCCUGGUCCGGUGGGAGAGCAGGGUACUAAGGGAUGCCAUGGCACCAAAGGUCCCAAGGGGAUUAGAGGACUACAUGGAGAAGAGGGCGAAGUUGGGGAACUUGGAGUCGAUGGAUUAAAUGGAGAACAGGGUGAGACUGGUCUUCCUGGAAGAAAAGGAGAAAAGGGCGAUGCAGGAUUCCAGGGCAGCCCAGGAAAGAGAGGGAGCAAAGGUGAUCACGGAGCAAAGGGUCUGAGGGGAGACCCGGGAAUUCCUGGAUUUGACAAUAGCAUACAAGGACCCAAGGGCUUGAAAGGAGAACGUGGAAGACAAGGUAGAAGAGGCUGGCCAGGCCCGUCUGGGACACCAGGCUCCAGAAGAAGGACAACAGCUCAUGGCAGAAGAGGACAAACAGGCCCACAGGGAAACACAGGCAUCCCAGGCCCUGAUGGCAUCGAAGGUUCUCUGGGACUUAAAGGCCCUCAGGGCCCAAGAGGAGAAGUUGGGGCAAAAGGAGAAAAAGGAAGCCUGGGAAUGAAAGGUCCCCAGGGGCCUCCAGGACCUGGAGGAGAGGUGGGGAAUCAAGGCCAUUCGGGAAGCCAAGGAUAUAAAGGAGAACCUGGAGAUCCUGGAGAAAAAGGAGCUAUCGGUUUUCCUGGUCCUCGAGGCUUGCCGGGUGAUGACGGCAAUCCCGGUUAUGGUAGCGUGGGACGCAACGGAGCAAAGGGGCAAGAAGGAUUCCCUGGAGAAAGUGGCACAAAGGGUGACAUGGGAGACCCUGGUGACCCAGGAGAGGCUGGACAAAAGGGAGUGAAAGGCAAAACGAUAUCUGCUGGACUUCCGGGAGAGCCAGGAUCCCCUGGGGAGCCAGGACCUGUGGGACGAAAGGGUGUCAAAGGGGCCAAGGGAUUGGCUUCGUUUUCUACCUGUGAGCUCAUUCAGUAUGUGCAGGACCACACUUCUGGUGGACAUGGAAAACCCCAGUGUCCGGUGCACCCAACCGAGCUGGUGUUUGCCUUGGACCAGUCCCGGGAUGUCACGGAGCAGGACUUUGAGCGGAUGAAGGGGAUGGUGGCUUCGCUCGUGAGAGACAUGAAGAUCCGGGAGAGCAGCUGCCCCACCGGGGCGCGCGUCGCCAUCCUCACCUACGGCUCCUACGCCAGGCACCUGGUGCGCUUCUCCGACGCCUAUAGGAAGGAUCAGCUUCUCAGGGAAAUUGCAGCCAUUCCUUAUGAAAAAUCCCUCGACAGUAGGGAGACUGGCAAAGCAAUGAGGUUUAUUUCCAGGAAUGUCUUCAAGCGAACACUUCCAGGGGCUCACACCAGGAGAAUUGCCACGUUCUUCAGCGGCGGUCAGUCGGCUGAUAUCCAGUCCAUCACCACCGCCACCAUGGAGUUCGGAGCCCUGGACAUCACGCCGGUGGUGAUCGCCUUCAGCAAUGUGCCCUCCAUCAGGCGGGUGUUCUCGAUUGACGACACUGGCACGUUCCAAGUCAUAGUGAUUCCCUCUGGCACUGACGACAAGCCAGCGUUAGAGAGACUCCAGCGGUGCACUUUCUGCUACGAUAUGUGCAGGCCAGAUACAUCUUGUGACCAAGACAGACCGCUCCCUGCAGAAUCUUACAUGGAUGCUGCGUUCCUUCUGGAUGGCUCCCGGAAUGUGGGAAGUGCUGAAUUUGAAGACAUAAGAGGCUUCCUAGGGGCACUGUUGGAGCACUUUGAAAUCACCCCAGAGCCUACAACUUCUGUCACUGGAGACCGAGUGGCCCUGCUGAGCCAUGCGCCUCCCAACUUCCUUCCCAACACCCAGAGGAGCCCAGUUAGAACUGAGUUCAACCUCACUACCUACAGCAACAAGCGCCUCAUGAAGCGCCACGUGGAACAAUCAGUUCAACAACUGAAUGGAGAUGCUUUCGUUGGUCAUGCCUUGAGGUGGACUUUGGACAAUGUCUUCUUAAGCACACCCAAUCUGAGAAAAAACAAAGUUAUAUUUGUGAUAUCUGCUGGGGAAACCAGCUACUUGGAUGGAGAAACCUUAAGGCAAGAGUCUUUGCGAGCCAAGUGCCAGGGUUAUGCCCUGUUUGUGCUCUCCCUUGGCCCUGCUUGGAAUGACAAAGAACUGGAGGAUCUAGCCAGCCACCCUUUGGACCACCACUUGAUCCAGCUUGGUCGAAUCCAUAAACCUGAUCACAGAUAUGGCGUGAAGUUUGUGAAAUCCUUUAUAAAUUCAGUCAGGCGUGCAAUCAACAAAUAUCCACCAAUAAACCUCAAGGCAAAGUGCAAUAGGAUCAGCCCUACAGCCUCCAGGCAGACCCCACGCCUGUUCCGAAGCUCUGUUCCUAGACUACAAAGAGCUGCCUUCAAAGAUGCACUACGGGACGUGAGACUCUUUCAGGAUAGAAGAUAUCUUCCAAGAGUAGAAAGAGGGAGCAGAGGUGAAGCUAUUCGACAUUUCCCUGGAAGCAUAUACCUUCCCUUUAGAAAUGCAAGACGAGUGAUACAAACUAUUCCUAAACAACAGGAUAAUGGAAGUGCUGGAACAGUUGAGCCUUAGGAAACAUGAAACAAUGACUUUCAAUAACCAAUUCCACUCCGCAACUCAGCAAAUUUUAAUGGGGUAUCUGCCUGCAUCCAGAGGUCAACUCUGGAGGGAAGAACAAGCCAUAGGCUGUAGGUAAUCAGGUAACUUAGGAGAGUGUCCAUUUAUUUGACCACUCAUGACAACUAUUAAAACUAAGUCUAAGGGAGAUAUAAUCUGAAAGUAAAUGUUAUGUAAGUGUAAACAUGUAUGUACAGGGGCCGAUGCUAAUACUUCAGGUUGCAGGUAUCUGUUCAGUCCAUUUUCUGCAAUGCAAGCUUUCUUAAUUUAGUAGUUUAAUUCUCAUCUAUUUAAUCAAAAGGGUUCAAUGUUUAGGCUAUUCCAACAUUUACCCUAGAAACCGCUGCUGUUUCUUUGUCACAUUUUUGGAAAAUGGACCUUUUGUGAUUAUUUCAUUUGAAUGUGACACUUGUCUCUGGACUAAGACCGCCAGCAAUACUUGCUCAGACUGGUGAGCAGCAGAGGAUAAUUUUCUCCAACUCCAAAUCCUCAACUCACCAAGAAAUGCAUUAAUUCUCUCAGAUCAUAAAUGAUUGCUUUGGAGCUGAAGUUCUAUCUCCAUUAUAGAACUUCUAGCCAAGCCCUUUUGAUGGAUUUCCUGCCACCCUUCCCUGUUAUGGUCAUUUAUUUUUCACUAAUUCAUAUAUUCUUUAGACAAGAAGAGCAAAGCAAAAACUUAGGAGAAACUCUAUGUUGCUUUUACCUGUCAAGUGGCUACUGAAUCAACAAUGAUCAGCACCAAUACAGGGCUGGCAAGGCUCUGAAAAGAUCCUCACAUGGACACUAAGUCUGGAAAAGACAAGAAAAUCUUUAACAACUUUGAAUCUGUGAAUCCAUAGAGUUGGAGAAAUGUGAGAGAUCAGUUAGAGCAGGAAAGGUCCUCCAAAUGCCUGUCCUCUUUUUGCAGACUUUGACAGCUUUGACACCUCUUCUCCACCCAAUGUUUACUCUCGUAAAGGGGCUGAUACUUUAACAACUAAAUGCCAAAGCAGCAUUGUGCAUUCAAACACAAUACUGAGACCUUACCUCAGCCUAACAGCGGGCUCCCCAGCUGGCAGCAGUGGCCCUGCUGGGCACUGUCAGUGCUUCAGGAAGGAAGGGAAGCCCUACAUGAACCUAUGGGGCAGGAGGCUAUGGACACCAAAGUCUGUAGGCUGCAUUCAGAUUUUCUUUUCUACACCUCUUUUCAUAAAGCCUGGAAAGAAGACCCAAAGGAAGUAUUUCUUUUAAACCACUUCUGCCAUCCUUACUUGGAGAACUCAACAGAGCUCCUAAUGUCCUCAGAGGAGCAAGAAAUGCAAGGAGUUCAAUGUCAUACUCAGGUAACAGAGAAGAAGAACAGCACAUCGCUUUUCUUCAUGUCCUAAAUGGUGCUUAGGGUUUCAGGAAAACUUGUUUCAAGUAUAGGAAACUGAUGAGCAAUUUUUAAGGGCUAGUUUAGUAACAAGAAUUUUUCUAAUUAACUUUGAAUUAAGCACAAACACUUUUCUUCUGUUUAUUAUUGGGACUAUUUUGAAAAUGUAUUUGUUUAUUUUUUCUGUAUUGCUAAGUAAAGCACACUGAACAAAUAUUCCCUUGGUGAUGGAGAUUAUUUUAGCAUUUUAGGUAAUACUUAGUCACUAACAGGUUAGGAGUCUCCAGCCAAGCUGCAAACAGAAGUUUCUUUUCAAAAACAAAUCCCUGUAUCAGCACUCUCCAUGAUUUCUCUUUCUUUUAAAAAUGGGAAGUGGGAAAAUUAACUUGAAUGUAAAUUGAACGAACUCAUAUUACAAAAAAGAAGCAAAAUACAGUGGUACUUCUUGAGUUAAAAAUGUUAAUUAAUUGCCUGAAAUGGACCUACCUGCCUCUUGUUAGCUCUGUGUGGAGCUGAGUCAACCUUGUUAAAACAAAACAAUUAAAACAGAGAUGUAACUUCAGAUUGUAGUACUCAGUAACAAUUUAACCAGAUAUCUCUUUUAAAAAAAAAUACGGUUAUUUGGGAAAUGAGAGCCUAGAAAUGGGUCAUGGGAAGGAAAGAGUAUCCCUGUUGGCGUGUCUCACUGCUGUGAGUCUCAGGGCUUAUCCUGAAGCGCCUUCUCUAUGUUACAAAACUUUUUCUAGCCCUGAAAACUCUUAACUUCUGACUUAAUUGUCAGAGCCCUGUAAACAUGGUCCUGGCAUACUCAGAAAGAAAGAGGGAAUAUAACCUGACAGUCUGAUGCCAGAGUUACAAAGUUCACGAACCCACUAAGCAUGUGGACUGGUCACAGCCACUAUACCACUCUGCCCUUUCUGAAUUGUUAAAAGGUCACAUACCAAACUGAACUUCACAAUUAUAAAAACAUUUUUAAAUGUUUAGUGCAUUUAAAGCACUACUUAAUAAGUAGUAUUACUCCCAGACUCAAAUUACCUAUUCGACUUUUUGGUUUUAUACUCAUGUAACUAGUUUGAAACGAAAUAUUCUAAGCACCAUAAACUCUAUGAAUGGAAGGGAACAGACUGUGAAGAGAAUUAGGUCCAUAUGUAAACAUAACCCAUAAUCUUGAAGGGUUUUAAUUAAGUGGGGAAAAAAGCUAGUUUUGGCAUUUUAAAAAUAGAAAAUUUUGGCAUGUCUUCAACUUUUUUUCCCAUUUUCAUACAUUUAAUAAAAACACUGGAUAAAUGAAAGCUGACAGCAGAGUAGCGUUUAUGGUACAGGCUACAAAAAAUAAUGCCAAGAAAAGCCACAUUCUCUAGAACUGCUACACAAGGAAUCAAUUCUAUCGUAUUAAAUAACUAAUAAAGUAGACUAUAAAACACAGUGGAAGAAAGAUAUGGUAACAGAGCAAAGGUCCAGAGUAUUUCUAUCAUUGUUUCUUAUGGCACUCAGUUCACUUCUUCACCUUAAAACAAAUGCUGUUGGAGUUCAUGCCCCUGCUCAUGUUUAAUACGUAAAAUACCACCCAAAACCAAAUAAAAAACACCCAGAUGCUUGAAAACAGCAUCACUGGUUUAAAUAGCAUUUUUAAUAACAAAACUGUUUACAUUAUAAUAGCUUACAACCAUCUUUUUCAAUACAAAAUCAAUGGAGAUCAUAUGUCUCCACAUUUGACAUCUCUCACAUCUAUGGCAUAUACAAUAAAAAGUCCCAGCUGUUGUAGGCUGACCCUUGCAGAGAUUUGCACAAGUAAACUAGCCAAGUCAGCUUCCUUCUCUACUUUGAGUGGGACCUAUUGUUACGAAAGAAUAAUACAGACAUGAUUUUGAAAAUUAAGCAAAUGAAUUUGUUCUGCACUGUAGAUACCUUUUCUCCUGAAUUAUAUUACCUUUACAGCUUUAUACAAGUCAGUAGAUUUUUACUUCCACACCUUUACAAUCCCAUCUCUAGAAGCAGUCACGAUGAAACCUUGUGUUGUCUGGAAAGUAGCAACAUCUGUGAUGAUGUCAUGAUGCCCCACAGGCAAAGAUUCUGGGCCCCUUCGAGGGGUAUCAUCACUUGGUCCUACUUUCUGUUUAUUCUGAAUUUCCUGUUGGAUGGUUAGGAGAAGUCAAGGAGAAAGUCAGAAAUUAUAUCGGUACCACAUUCUACUUCCUGCCAGUUCACUUGCUUUUGGAUACGCUGUUGCUCUGAAGUUAACAUUUCAUGUGAAGUGACUGGGCUUUCAUAAAUAGCUGAAAAGGAGUAAACUACACUAGUCCAAAAUAAAAUCUGGAUUGCACUCCCUGGAUCCUGUGAGUAGCCACUUACAAAUACAGAACACAUAUGUGGCCAAUAUUUUGUGCAUAUUAAUUUUAUUAACAUCAAAGAAAAAAGGGAGCAGAACAUAUCAGAUGUUACAGUUGCUUCUAAAGGUCCUUAGGCAGCAUAUGUCCUUUAUGGGGCACUUACUCUGACCAGACACAAAAAUGUCACAACCGAAAUUUUUGUCUAAGUUAAGAAUACAAGUUUUGCCAGGUGUGGUGACACACACCUAUCAUCCCAGCACUGAGGGAGGAUUGUCAUAAGUUCAAGGCCAGCCUGGGUUACACAGCAAGACCCUGUCUCAAACAAAACAAAACAAACAAGCAAAAAAACCAACAAGUUUUAUAGUCCCAAAGGCCAUGUCUGAAUUUGUUUUCUGUUUACUCGCUGAACUAAUCUUGGACUAGUAACAACCUGUCUGUGCCUAAUUUUUUUGUUUAAGGAAAACAAAAAUUCUUUCAUAAACACUUCUCAGUUCUUAUCUUUGUAAAAUGCCUCAUGUUCAUUCUGAGUGACACGCUUAUGGGUACUGUCUUUAUAACUUGUUACGGAAAAGCCAAGAUAAAUAAACUUAUUUCUUAAAUUAAAAGGA